This is a messenger RNA of Nannospalax galili (Upper Galilee mountains blind mole rat), 5989 nucleotides long. It is a transcript of the gene Zbtb39, whose product is annotated as zinc finger and BTB domain containing 39. Gene Ontology annotation, molecular function: protein binding. The coding region runs from base 111 to 2243 and encodes 710 amino acids. The record is from RefSeq and is a predicted model, not a curated record. The transcript is spliced from 2 exons. Gene Ontology annotation, biological process: regulation of cytokine production; regulation of immune system process; negative regulation of transcription by RNA polymerase II. NCBI's taxonomy places the organism in Eukaryota, Metazoa, Chordata, Mammalia, Rodentia, Spalacidae.
GCACGGCGGGCCGGGGCCUUUGUGUGAGCCGGCGGCGGCGAUGGUGCUCGGGCCCCGCGGAGCCGGAUUGACCUUGCUGAUAAAGAGGCAACUUAAUAGGAGCUGCUAAGAUGGGCAUGAGGAUCAAACUGCAAAGCACCAACCACCCCAACAACCUGCUGAAGGAACUCAACAAGUGCCGGCUAUCAGAGACCAUGUGCGAUGUCACUAUUGUGGUGGGGAGCCGCUCCUUUCCAGCUCACAAGGCCGUGUUGGCCUGCGCAGCGGGCUACUUCCAGAACCUCUUCCUAAAUACUGGGCUUGAUGCUGCCAGAACCUAUGUGGUGGACUUCAUUACUCCUGCCAACUUUGAGAAGAUUCUGAGCUUUGUCUACACGUCGGAACUCUUCACAGACCUGAUCAACGUUGGCGUCAUCUAUGAGGUAGCUGAGCGUCUGGGUAUGGAGGACCUCCUCCAGGCCUGUCACUCCACUUUUCCUGACCUAGAGAGCACUGCUGUGGCUAAGUCCCUGACCACCUCCAGUGACAGCCAGUCUGGUACCCUGAGUUGUCCUUCAGCAGAUCCCACCCAUCCCCUUGGAGAACUCCGGGGUGGUGGGGAACACUUUGGUCCUGAUAGAAACUAUGUGUUGCCUAGUGAUGCUGGAGGAAGCUAUAGAGAUGAAGAGAGGAAUGUUACCAGUGACACUAACCAUAGCUUGCCUCUGCCACAACCACCGUUGCCACCAAAGACAGAAGACCAUGAUGCCCCUGCUCAAUUCACAUCUGUUCCCAGUAUGAUGACCCAGCCAGUCCUUGGCACUGUCAGCACAGGCAUUCAGACCAGUACGAGCUCUUGCCAGCCAUACAAAGUUCAAAGCAAUGGAGACUUUAGCAAAAACAGCUUUUACACCUCUGACAAUGCCAUACUCAUUACAACUGGGACCAAUUCCUGUCUGAGCAAUAGUGACCACUCCAAAGAUCCAGGCUUUGGGCAGAUGGAUGAGCUCCACCUGGAGGACCUGGGGGAUGACUUGCAAUUUGAAGACCCCACUGAGGAGAUUGGAACGGCUGAGGAGGUGAUUGAGCUGAGUGAUGACAGUGAGGAUGAACUGACUUUUGGUGAGAAUGACAACCGGGAGAAUAAGGCCAUGCCCUGCCAGGUAUGCAAGAAAGUUCUAGAGCCCAACAUUCAACUGAUUCGGCAGCAUGCUCGGGACCAUGUGGACCUGCUCACAGGCAACUGCAAAGUCUGUGAGACCCACUUCCAGGACCGAAACUCUCGAGUGACCCAUGUCCUGUCGCACAUUGGUAUUUUCCUCUUUUCUUGCGACAUGUGUGAAACAAAGUUCUUCACCCAGUGGCAGCUAACCCUGCAUCGACGGGAUGGGAUAUUUGAGAACAACAUCAUUGUCCACCCUAAUGAGCCCUUGCCUGGGAAACUGGGUCUUUUUUCUGGGGUGGCCUCCCCAGAGUUGAAAUGUGCUGCUUGUGGAAAAGCAUUGGCCAAAGAUUUCCAUGUGGUCAGAGGCCACAUCCUCGACCAUCUGAACUUGAAGGGCCAGGCCUGCAGCGUCUGUGACCAGCGCCACCUCAACCUUUGCAGCCUCAUGUGGCACACACUCUCCCAUCUGGGCAUUUCGGUCUUCUCCUGUUCUGUUUGUGCCAGCAGCUUUGUGGACUGGCACCUUCUAGAGAAGCACAUGGCUGUGCACCAAAGCCUGGAGGAUACCCUCUUCCGCUGCCACGUGUGCACCCAGAGCUUCAGGUCUGAGGCUGCCUACCGCUACCACGUCAGCCAGCACAAGUGCAACAGUGGCCUGGAUGCGCGGCCUGGUUUGGGGCUACAACACCUAGCUCUCCAGAAGCGGAAGCUACCGGCAGAGGAGUUUCUGAGUGAGGAGCUGGCUCUGCAGGGCCAACCUGGGAACAGCAAGUAUAGCUGCAAGGUCUGUGGCAAAAGGUUUGCCCACACAAGCGAGUUCAAUUACCACCGGCGGAUCCACACGGGUGAGAAACCUUACCAGUGUAAGGUAUGUCACAAAUUCUUCCGAGGCCGCUCAACCAUCAAGUGCCACCUCAAGACACACUCCGGAGCGCUCAUGUACCGCUGCACAGUCUGUGGCCACUACAGUUCCACUCUUAACCUCAUGAGCAAACAUGUUGGUGUGCACAAAGGCAGCCUCCCGCCUGACUUCACCAUUGAGCAGACCUUCAUGUACAUUAUCCAUUCCAAAGAGGCUGAAAAGAACCCGGACAGCUGACUGGGUCUCAGCAGAGCCAGAGGGAGCUCCCAGGUGGCAGCCGGGAUGGUGAUUUUCUGAAGGCUGUUGGUCCCUCCCCAGCUGAAGCUAGUUUUGCCUUGCUAAGAAUUCUGUAUUGUGUUGAAAGAAGAAAUAGCACAUACACUGUUACUGUUUUUGAGAAGCAGCAGCCCUAUGACAUUUACCUCCAUACCUGUUCUUGCCCCCAAAGGGCUGCAUUCUCCAUUCUUUUGAGGCUGGUUUUAGGAUCUAGUCAACAGUUCUGUCAACUAGAUCCCCUUCCCCAGGCUCUCUAGUUUUAGUUUACUGCUAGGUUUUAUGCUGCUAAGAAUCCAACUAACAGCCUCACUGGAUAGAGGAGGUAGAGAAGGUCUCACUAUGGGUAUUACUGCCAGACCUCCAACUGUGAGACGGGUUAGGGAAUGUCAUUCAGAAAGGACUGGUCAUCAGGGCAGCUCACCUUGGGUUCCCACACCAGUCCUCAGCAGGGGCAAGGUGUCAGAAGCAGAGGGGGCUGUGUGUUUCAGGGCCCUAAUCUGCUGAUUGGGCAGUGAAAAUCUCUUGGCAGCUAGAUACAAACUGAGGACCAAGCUUUCUGUUUAGGUUGGAAAGCUUUGAAUGUCCCAUGGUGCCACCAGAUGGGGCAGCCCGGAUGGCUAGAUGAAGUCUCCUCUUUUCUCCCCAUUUCCAAAGAAACAGGAUUUUAUAGAGUGGUGACCCAGGACAUCAGGCAGAGAGGACAGAGCCACUUUAAUAUAGUCAUCUGUUAUCUGGCCACCUCUCUAACCUUGAGUUUCCUGGUGGAGGAGGGGACGUCCUGACAGCAGCAGCCUUGCCUUAAUUUACAUCCAGUUUCCCACCCAAGGUGUUUUGAUUGACAGUGUAGAUGAGAAAGCCCUGGGAGGUGGUGUGGUGGACCAUGAGCCCUUCAGGAUUAAAGGGGCCUGAGGAACUGGUGGUCUGUAGCAGGGUGUGCAUUUUGACUGUCCCAGUUGGUAAGCUGUUGUUUACUUUGUGGUAACAGUGUAGGAGCUUUGGCAGCUCACCUUUGACCUGCUGGAAUUGAUCUGGAUCUGUCAUUGCAUCACCUCCAGGGGCACUGUUGAAUGACAGCUGGUUCAGGCCCUCCAUGUGGCUGUAUGGCUCCAUUCUUUGAAGGAGUCUUGCCCAAAGAAGGCUGGAGGAGAGGACCCUUGAUCUUGCAUACUUACUUAUCAGGUGGCACUUCAGUUGCUCGUACUACCUCACCCUGCUCAGGUGAGCUCUGGGAGUCCCUAGCCUUGGGCCCAGCCACCGACACUGCCCCUGGUGGGACUCAGCAACACCCCAGGCUGUUUCAUAAGCAAGUGAUUUUAAUUAACUCACAAAGCCUUUUUAGACAUUAAUAUUUAUUUAUUUUUUGUUGUUUUGGUAUACAUAUUACCCAGCAUCUCUUUUAGAUAAGAGACUUCAGGAAAAUGAGUUUCUUUUAAGCAAGUAGCCAUAUUCCAACAGAUGUUGUGGCUGUGGAUUUUGAGAACAGGGGUAUGAUUAUGUAGAAUGUGCCAGGCCUUUUAAACAAGCACAUUUUCUUCUCUCCCGGUAUAGUCUCUAGCAGAAUAGAUCCAGGGGCCCUUUAGGCAACUGGUGUAAUUUCUAAAAAGUUGGGACAAUUGAGUUCCCAGACCUUUCAUUACCCUUCCAUCCUGUGAUGGGAUAAAUUGGAGCUGAGGUGAGCAGAUCGGGCCAUGUAAGAGCCUUUUGCAGUUUCUUACAAGACACGGGCAAACCAAAGCUCUAUCUCUCCUGGGCCUGCUGCCUCUCUCCCUAGCUUGAAACAGAGAGCCUUUGAAUUGGUGCACAGAGCACUCUGAUGGGCUCAAAUGAUGAGACUGGGACAGUGGCCAGUCAAAGGCCACCUUUCACCAUGUAAACUCAACUUGGGACAUUUUCAUCAGGAAAUUAUUGCUGAGACUUUUCGUUCUUUACUGCCUACUUUCUUACACUGAUCAUUAGGGAUUUAAGAAGGGCUUGUCUAACAGACUAUAGUUAUGUAUCUGCUGAGCUUUCCAAGCAUGGGAGAUCCUCCCUGGACUGGUAGUGAGGAGUGAAUACUGAAUGGUUGAUGUGAGAGAGGUGGUACUUACUGGAGCCCAACCAGGUAGCUGAGUGAAGAAACCCCUUUCCUUAACACAGCAUUAUGGAUGCUGGGUGGUCUGUAUACUUAACCUGAAACUGUGAAGUUUUCCCUUUUUGCCAGUAAACCAAAAAGUAGAUCUUUGAAGUUUUGCCCUUGAAACACUAAACAAAAGACUGUAGCCUCUGAUCCUCUGAGGCUAACACUAACUGGUUGAUCAGGGAGGCCUAGUUGGUUCCCAGUCAGACAUGUAGCAAGCAGAAUCAGUAGCUCAUGAGGCUCACUGAUCACACCUUGCCUCUUUGGGUAUCCCCCACUCUCACACCUGUCUCCCCUUCCAUAUGAAGUUGUGUUUGCGUCCUCUGCUGUUAGCUCACUCUUCUCUUGAGUUGGUUUACUUGAAACAGUACAUGGUAGCAAAGGACACUCAAGGAUACCUGAUGGAAGGUACUCAUUUUAUUUUGCAUUUUUAGUUUUCCAACUGAAUGUCCAUUUGCUUUUGUUGCCUUGUCCCUCUUGGAUCCUCAUAGAACUAUCCUCUGCUGUAUUGCUAUGGAAUUCUGUUUGACCUUUGAAUGUUCUGUCUUUGCCCCUUUUUCAUUUUUCUUGGUCUGUACUCAGGACCAGCUUCAUAAUUUGAAGAACCCCCUUGUUCACCAAUUAUUAGGAAUUUCCAGUUGGCUAUUUAUAGAGCAUUAAGCCAAACUUGGGGCCAUUCCCAGCUUAUUUCCUAAGGGGAAAUGGCAAUGUUGGUGUGGCAUGCUGGCAUAAAUAGCAUGGGCUGCUUGUGGCCAGAGGACAGGAUGUAUCCUUGCAUAUUGGUGACCCCUGAUGCCACAGACUGGCCAGAAGCUCUGCCAAGUGAACCCUAGUUCACUUGGUUCUAAGUUUUGAGACUUCAUGGGUCCUUAUAGUUCAUGGCAGUUGGGAAGAGGUAAGGUGGAGGGUGGGGCCAGGUAACCCUAAGAACCAGGAACAGGUGAGAGUUGACUUUAUUGUGAUCUAUCAGCAACCCUCUGUAGGGCAAACCUGUGAGCUUCAAUACCUUUUACUUAGGCAGGAUUUUGCUACUGAUCGUUUCCUUUUUUAGCUUCCUGCUGUGCCCUGUCCUUCAGACCGAGACUACUCAACUUUGAAAGUGAACUUAAAUCCCUUUAUAGAUGGACACUGAAUUUGUUGGCUUGAGAGUAGGCCAUAUGGAGUGGUCUCUGCCGUUCUGGGAGUACUUACCUGUCUUCUCCCUUAAAUCCUGUACUGAGUGAGUCAGAAAGCAGGGUGUACAACAUUAGUUUCAAUGUGAUUAUAUGUCAUAAACAACAUCAGAAUGAAAACGAAAGUUUUGAUUAUGAUGUUUUAACACCUUCCCCCACCCUCCCCCCACCUCUAAUAGCUAAAGCCCCUUAUGAAGCGGAGAAGAGCUGUUGCCAUCUAACUCCUUCCAUUAAAUUAAGAAGUACUGACCUCUUAAUAUUUAAGUGUUUACUAUCUAUUGCUGUAAAGUUUUGUAUAUUUUGUAAACCUUUUUUUCCCAAAUAGUAGAUGUCUAAAAUCGUUGUACAUCUGAUUCUUUUAUAUUCCAUUGUUCAGCAAAAAGUGUGGUUUUUUAUUUAGAAUAAAAAAAAAAAUUGAA